Molecule: messenger RNA, 877 nt
Organism: Hippocampus comes (tiger tail seahorse)
Lineage: Eukaryota; Metazoa; Chordata; Actinopteri; Syngnathiformes; Syngnathidae
Gene: mrpl10
Product: mitochondrial ribosomal protein L10
Exons: 5
Coding region: 34-768 (244 amino acids)
Source: RefSeq, a predicted model, not a curated record
GCAUCACUUCCGCAAUACAAUUUCCUCGCAGACAUGGCGGCGACCUUGUGUGGAAAAUUAUUAUCUCCAAAAGGAUGGCUCCCCCGGACUCAGAGCAUUCGCCACGGCUCCAAAGCUGUCACCCGCCACAGGAAACCGAUGCACUUCCUUAAACAGAAGCUGCUGGCUGUGACACAGUACAUUCCCCCGAAACCGGCUGCUCCCCCGGGCGCGUAUCCACGAGAAACACCCGUGGUCCAGGAGCAGGAGAGUCCCUUGAUGAGACUGCUGACGCGAGACCUGGAGGGGGUCUUCCGCGACUGCAAGAUGGUCGCCGUGGCGCAGAACAGCGGCUCCACCUCUCAUGACAUGAUAAUGCUCAAAAACAGGUUCCACAAGCAUGACAUUCACGUCAGGCUCUUCCCCAACCAGGUGAUGCGUUCCUUCCUUAGCAAGAGCAUCUACAGCAACAUGGCCCCUCUGUUCAUUGGGCCCACCGUGCUGUUUGUCAGCAAAGAGCCCAAGGUGAAGGAAAUGCUCUCCACGCUGAGGCUCAGCCCACAGAUGAGUCUUCUAGGAGCCUGCAUAGACAACACGCUGUUGAGUGCGCAAGGCGUGGCGAGCUACGCCAAGCUGUCGUCAGUCGCCGUGGUCCAGGGCGAGCUGGUGAGCGGCCUGAGCGCGCUGGCUUCGCAAACGGGCACCUUGCUUCAGCGACACCCUACCCACCUGACGGCGCUGCUGCAGCAGUACGCGGCGCAGCAGGCUCAAGCGGAGAAAGCCACGUGAAACGAGGACCAUCCUGGGACGUUCAGGACGCUUGCGCAGGCGAUCGAGGAACGGGCAUUCAGAAGGUCUUAAUUAUCUUUAUUUACAUUAAAGGUGUUUUGCGACUGUU